AUGGCAACCAUCAGCAGCACGCAGGCAGCCUUCGCCUUCGCGCUGACGGAGAGGCGCGCCGGCUCGAGCGCGCACGCCCCGGCGCAGGAUUGCUCGCUCCCGAGCGCGCACGAGCAGAACCGCGGCAAGGUGCUGAAGAGACAGCGCUCCGACUCGCCCGAGCUGCUGCGCUGCAAGCGGCGCCUGAGCUUCAACGGUCUGGGCUACGCCAUCCCGCAGCAGCAGCCCGUGGCCGUGGCCCGGCGGAACGAACGAGAGCGGAACCGGGUCAAGCAGGUCAACAUGGGCUUCCAGACGCUGCGCCAGCACGUCCCCAACGGGGCCGCCAACAAGAAGAUGAGCAAGGUGGAGACUUUGCGCUCCGCGGUGGAGUACAUCCGCGCUUUGCAGCAGCUUUUAGACGAGCACGACGCCGUGUCGGCCGCCUUCCAGUGCGGACUGCCCUCGCCCACGCUCUCCAACACCUACUCGGCCGACCCGGAGUCGCCUCACUCCACCUACUCGUCCGACGAGCCUCUGAGCUCCGAGGAGCAAGAGUUGCUGGACUUCACCACCUGGUUCGACCGCUACUGA
Molecule: messenger RNA, 573 nt
Organism: Phycodurus eques (leafy seadragon)
Lineage: Eukaryota; Metazoa; Chordata; Actinopteri; Syngnathiformes; Syngnathidae
Gene: ascl1b
Product: achaete-scute family bHLH transcription factor 1b
Exons: 1
Coding region: 1-573 (190 amino acids)
Biological process (GO): neuron differentiation; regulation of neurogenesis; sensory organ development
Cellular component (GO): RNA polymerase II transcription regulator complex
Molecular function (GO): DNA-binding transcription factor activity, RNA polymerase II-specific; protein dimerization activity; RNA polymerase II transcription regulatory region sequence-specific DNA binding
Source: RefSeq, a predicted model, not a curated record